GGGGCCGGAAAAGGCGGGGAGAAGCCUCCGUGGGGCCUCUCUAGGACCCUCCUGUCAUUCUUCCUCCCUCUCUGUGGUUUCCCCACUUGCGGCGUUUUGGGCGAAUUCUUGGCUGUCCGGCAAGGCUGCUCCUCGGCCCCGCUCCGGGCAGGUGCCACCAAGAAACCCUUUGGACAAAGUUCUGCUUGCAGGACCCAAUCUGGGUCACUCACCGGGACCAGAGGUUUCAUCUUCUCAGUUUUUGGAUUCAUGCUGGAGCCCAUCCUCCUGACCAUCUUCCAGCCUUUUGGCCAAAGUUCUGCUUGUUCGAGUUUCCCAUGAUGGAAAGCCCUGGAAGUGAGCAGCCCCUGGAAACUAUGCAGAGGGGGGAACACUUUGUCCAAAGGUCCCCUCAGAGGAAUCAGGAGAAACUCUCCAGAUGCUCCGAGUGCAUGAAAUACUUUACUUACCGCUCCUCCUUUUGAUCCACCGGACGCUGCAUAAGGGGAAUGGAUCCCACCUGUGUUUCCUUUGUGGGAACUCCUUUCCUGGAUUGUGGAGCUUUGGCAAACAUCUCCGGAGCCAUCCCGGACUGAAGCCUUACAAAUGCGGAGAGUGCGGGGAACGUUUUGCUAAAGGCUCGGACCUUGGAGCCCAUCAGCGAAUCCACCAGGGAAAGAGAUCUCAGGAAUCCUGGAAGCGCUGGGGAAGAUUUUCUGAGAGACGGCGUCUUUCUAGGCCUCAGAACAGCCCGACUGAAGAGAAGCCCUGCAAGUGUGUGCAAUGUGGGCUCUGCUUUCCCCAAAACUCACAGCUACUUAAACAUCAGCAAAUACACACCAGAGGGAAACCUUAUCAAUGUCUGGAGUGUGGGAAAUCUUUCCGUUAUAAACAAUUAUUCAGAAAACAUGAGAAAAGUCACACAAGGCAGAGUCCUUAUAAAUGCUUAGAGUGUGGAAAAUGUUUCACUCGGAGCUCAUCUCUUUGCAAACACAAUAAAACACACAUAAAGGAGGAAAGCAAAAUGUGUCUAGAAUGUGGGAAAUCUUUUUCCAGCAAAUCAUGCCUGCUGAAACAUCAGAGAAUUCACACUGGGGAAAGACCCCAUGAGUGUCCAGAAUGUGGGAGAUGUUUUGGUGAAAAGUCAACCCUAAUUCGACAUCAGAAACUUCACACUGGGGAGAGACCUUAUCAAUGCCCAGAAUGUGAGAAAAGAUUUGUGGAUUCUUCUGAACUUCGGAGACACCAAAGGACACACAAGGGAAAAAAACGACAUAAAUGUAAGUCACCCCUAAUUCGACAUCAGGGAAUUCACACUGGGGAAGGACUCUAUCAGUGCCCAGAAUGUGGGAGAUCUUUUGGCUACAAGUCAAACCUAAUUCGACAUCAGAGAAUUCAUACUGGAGAAAGACCCUAUCAAUGCCCAGAAUGUGGAAAAUCUUUUGGUGAAAAGUCUCACCUAAUUCAACAUCAGAAAAUUCACAGUGGGGACAGACCCUAUCAAUGCCCAGAAUGUGGGAGACGUUUUGGUGAAAAGUCAAAGCUAAUUCAACAUCAGAGAAUUCACACUGGGGAUAGACCUCAUCAAUGCCCAGAAUGUGAGAAAAGAUUUGUCAGUUCUUCUAAACUUCGGAGCCACCAAAGGACGCACACGGGAGAAAAACUAUAUAAAUGUAAGGAUUGUGAUAAAUGUUUUUCUUUUAAGGAAGCUCUUUUUCGACAUCAGAGUAUCCAUACAGGGGUGAAGCCCUAUAUGUGCAUCGAGUGUGGAACAUUUUUCCGUACAAUACAAAGCCUCAGAAAUCAUGAGAAUGUUCACAGAGGGGAAAAAAAGUUCAAAUGUUUAGAAUGUGGGAAAGCAUUUGCUCAUUCAUCAUCCCUUAGAAUUCACUGCCAAACUCAUACGGGUGAGAAAUGCCAUAAAUGCUCAGUGUGUGAGAAAUCUUUCUCCCGGAAAGAUUCACUUGUGAUGCAUCAGAGAAGCCACUUAGAGAAACAAUAUAAAUGUCCGGAGUGUGAGAAAACUUUCCGUUGCAAAUAUUAUCUUAGAAAACAUGAGAGGAUUCACAAAGGAGAGAAGCCUUUCAAGCCUGUGCAGAAAAAUGAAAUGUGCCCAGAAUGUGGGAGAUGUUUUGCUAGAAAGGCACACCUAAUUCAACAUCAGAGACUUCACACUGGAGAAAGACCCUAUCAAUGCCCAGAAUGUGGGAGAUGUUUUGUCUAUAAGCAACACCUAAUUCGACAUCAGAAACUUCACACUGGAGACAGACCCUAUCAGUGCCCAGAAUGUGAGAAAACAUUUGUGGAGUCUGCUGAACUUCGGAGACAUCAGAAGGGGCACACAGGAGAGAGGCCCUAUAAAUGUGGGGAAUGUGGGAAAAGCUUUCUCACGGCAACAUUGCUUCGAGUUCAUCAGAGAAUCCACACAGGGGAGAAGCCAUACCUGUGUGUGGAGUGUGGGAAAGGUUUUUCCCAAAAACAACACCUUGGAAAGCAUCAAAAAAUCCAUACUCGAGUGAAGCCAUAGAGAUGCAUAGAGUGUGGUAAUGUUUUGCUCAAAAGAAGACAUCAGAAAAAUAACAUGGAAAAUGCCCUAAUAGGCCCUGAUGGGAGAACAGUUUUUCAUAAAUGUUCAACCCUUAGAAGUCAUUUAAAGAGUUCAUAAAGGGGGUAGGGGAAUAGAAACUCUUAGAUCGUGGGAGAGCCUGUGAAAUUGUCUGGAACCGUAUAAGGACUCCUGCCUUGGGCAGGGAAAGUAGGACUAGAAGACUACAGCUCUGUUAAUCUGUAGUAGCUCCCUUCCAGCCCUAUGAUUCAAAAAUUUAAAAAGAAGAAGGGAAAUGAAUGAAAAGCAGAAGAAAGGAGUGCUGACAAAAAAGGGGGAAAGCUAAAGUUUCUGCUAAAACCUUGCAAGCCACCAAAAGUCUCUUUUUAGUUGAGAAUGAUUAACAAAUCCAGGAAAUAAAUAGAAUCAGAGAAUAUUUAUCCUAGAGCACAACAGAUAGAAUAUGUGAGGUAAGAAGAACUUUGCUGAUGGUUUUCUGGUAAUUUUAAAAGUCUUUUGGAAGAAAUCAAAAUAUUAAUGGAAACGUUAACAGAUUUUAGUGCAUUAACUGGUUUUCAAUUCAAUAGCUAAUAGACAAAGAAGUUGACCAAAACAGGAAAAUGAAAGACAAGAUAGAAUUGAUGAGAAAAGAUGGAUUAGAAGAAAUGAUAUAAAUGAUAUAAAAGUAUUUGGAUAUUGUUACAAAGAAUACAAAUUCAGUGUCAAAAUAAUUGUGAUAAGGGAUGGAAUCAAAUUGAAAAGGAUCUGUUAAGAUGGAAAAAAAUACAAUUGCAGUGGACUUCUAUAAAGAAUUAUAUAAAGAAUAAUUAAAAGUGACUAUAUUACUAGACUGAUGUUUCUGUUUUAAACAAUAUCUAUCCGGACAAUGGGUGCAUCGCAUAAUCAAUGACAGGAAGAUAUAUCUAAGUUUCUAUGGCGGGAGAAAAACCAAGAAUUUAAUUUGAAACUGUUCAAGACCAAGGAGAAAGAGGAUGAUUAGGAUAGCUUUGGAUGAAAGAGUUGGUGUUGCUGAGAAAUAAGAGGAUUUUAACACAGGAAGGGUAUGGCUUUUUUUAAUGGUUCAGCUUCGACAAUAGAAACAUAGGCAGUGCCCAAAAACAACUUUGUGGGUCUUGGCACAAGAAACAUUGAUGGAAAAGAAAGAGUUGACCACAAUAAAUGGAUAAAAUGUAA
Molecule: messenger RNA, 3718 nt
Organism: Pantherophis guttatus
Lineage: Eukaryota; Metazoa; Chordata; Lepidosauria; Squamata; Colubridae
Biological process (GO): regulation of DNA-templated transcription
Molecular function (GO): RNA polymerase II cis-regulatory region sequence-specific DNA binding; DNA-binding transcription factor activity, RNA polymerase II-specific
Source: RefSeq, a predicted model, not a curated record